AUGGAGACUGUUAACAAACAUUUACCUGAAACUGCAAGUGAAGAAAAUGAUUUUGACAUAGAAAUUAUACAUGAAAAUGUAAAUAAAAUUGAAGAAAACAAACUUUUGAAAUUAGUCGAUAAAAAUACUAAAGUGAAAAAGGCCAAAAUAAAAACGAUCAAAACGAAAAAAAGAAAAUUUUCCGAUAGUGAUUCAUCGAAAAAAGCCAAAAGAAAAAAAGAAGAUAGAUUGACAUCUGAUUUUAAUGAUUCAAUAAAUGAAAAUUCUAUUAAAUCUGUGAAUGAUGAUAAAAUAAAUAAAAAUAACUCUGAAAAUUUAAAUAAUUGUAAUAAAUUAUCAUCCGAUGCAGAAGUGCCUAAUUCUUUGCCAAACAGUGAGCAUGAAGAAAAUUUAUUAAAGGAAAAAUAUAAAACAAUUUCACAGAAAAAGCUUAAAGUGAUAACCAAUGUAUGCAAAGAAACAUUGUGCACAUUGAUGAAAUUCGAAUUGGAUUUGCUACAAACCAUGAAUUCAUCGUUAAGAAUUUUAAAAGAGCAUAAUUUUUUAACUAAUAGAUUUCUUACUCCUGACAUAUUAAUUCAAUUAAUUGAAUUAGCUCUUCAAAAUCAGGGAGAGGAGGAAAUAAAUUUAGAAAAUAAAAAAAUGUUUGAUAAUAUUGUUUCAAAUUUAGCCACAUCUAAAAUGUCUUAUAAAAAUAAAACAAAAAUUUUACCUUCUUCCAGUCCGAAUGUAAAUAAAUCAGUUUUACAAGAUUUGCAAACCAGUUCGAUAUGGAACUCAAACUAUAAUGAUUUAAAUCAAUCUUUGCCCGAUACACAAAAUGAAUCUUCAAAAUUUGAUCAAGGAACGUCAAAAUCACAUUUUAAAAAUUUAAAAGCUAAACUUUUACAAUUUCACGAUAAUAGAAGGCCACCGUAUUGGGGAACAUGGAGAAAAAAAUCUAAAUUUAUCAAACCUCGAAAACCUUUUGGUAAAGACGAGAUAUUCAAUUACGAUGUUGAUUCUGAUGAUGAAUGGGAAGAAGAAGAGGAACCGGGUGAGUCGUUACUCGAUUCUGACGGUGAAAAAGAACCGGAAGAAGACUACGAAGUUGAUAAUGAUUUUUUCGUACCUCACGGAUACCUUUCGGAUGAUGAAAAUCCUGAAAAAGAAAAUGUGCCUUUAAAAUCAAAACUUAAUUUAUUAGAAGAACAAUUAUCAUCGGAAUUAAAACAAAAAACUAGAAAAAUGAAUCCGAUAGUUUUUGGAACUUUCUGGAUGAGUAAAAAAUUACAAACGUCGUCUGCUGAAAGAUCAUUAUUUGAAGAUUUACGGCUUGAAGAAUUCCAAUAUGUCCCUUGGUCGCCAUGUCCGAUAAAAAUUGAGAAUGAAAUUAACAACGCGGAAGACAUAAACGAUUCUCCGAGUCAGUUAAAAAGAAAACGUUCGAAAGCGGCUUUUCCAAAGGAAGAAGUUCCGCUAUUAAUAAAAUUAGUUCACGGUAGUCCACAAAACGGAAGUAAUUUAGCAAAUAAAUUUUUAAACUCUAGACAAUCGGAUAAAACGCAAAGUGAAAAAAUGUCGAGUUUGACGAAAAAAUGCGUUAUUAAUAAAAUAAAAGAAUUGGCCACGAGACAAAUAAGCAAGGAUAAAAAAAAAAUGUGUUGGUUGGUAUCGAAAGAAACUCAGGAAAAAUUUGGAGCCGAUGUCGAACCAGAAAUAGUCGAAAAAAAACCGCAAAAAUGUUACAUAUGGAAAUUUAUAAAAAAAAAUGAAAAAACGGUGGCUCUUGCUUCUCAAGUGCCUGAAAAAUCAUAA
Molecule: messenger RNA, 1797 nt
Organism: Pediculus humanus corporis (human body louse)
Lineage: Eukaryota; Metazoa; Arthropoda; Insecta; Psocodea; Pediculidae
Exons: 7
Coding region: 1-1797 (598 amino acids)
Biological process (GO): nucleosome assembly
Cellular component (GO): nucleus; CAF-1 complex
Source: RefSeq, a predicted model, not a curated record